GAUGCUUAACUGACUGAGCCACCCAAGCGCCCCCAUUCUAGUUUAAAUUUAUACCAGUUCGACAUCAACAACACACAAAACCCUGCUGCUUUACGGCUCUGUCCUCAUCCCGUUUGGUGGCUAGUGUCACAGAAUUACAUCUUUAUGCAUGUGUGCCAAGGGGAGUGGGUGGGGCACAGAUAGCUGCUACUGUGCCAAGAGCUAAAAAUGACCAAAGUUAACUGCAACUGAUCAUCCAAGGCUUCCCCUGACCGUUGCAGGGCCUUCAGUAGACUCCAGAGUUCUGGAAUAGUUAGGUCAGACAGAUUCUGUCGGUACAAUUGUUGCCUGGAUAGGGAGAGAGAUUUCUGGUGCUUUCCAUGGUAAUCUCUUCCCAGACUCUCAGUGGUGUUUUCUUUUAUAAAAACUUCUUUCUGGAGAGUGGAACCUACAAUAAUUGAGGCCCUUCUUGCUAAGGACAUCUCUAAUACAAGAGACAAUUUUGCAUCCCCUUUUCAUUAAAAAUCUGUACCUAGAUAAAAUUUCCAAUCUGAUCCCAAAUCCAUUGUGGAUGGUCACACGAAACUCCUUAUAUUGUCUCCACCAUCACCCACAGCCCCCCUGUUGGCAUUUAUCCUCUGAAGAAUGAAGUUCUGUUGUGCUUAUUUCAUGCAAAUUAUCACCGGCAGAAGAGAGGAGGAAGAUUUCCAGAUAGAGAGACCCACAAGAUAACCCCAGAGUCGUUAGACACAGGAGCAGAUGUACAGGGCGUGCCUGACUCAUACUCAAGGUUGCAUAAGAAACAUUAUUUCCUUCUUCUGCACACCAAGUUUCUACCUCCAGAUCUCUUUGGUUCAGUUGCUGGGAAGCCUGACGCUCCAGGGCCACUUGGGAGAAGCCAUCCACUGGGCGGAGGAAGAUGGGCGACAACGACACGCUUGCCCUGUUCAGCUACCCCAUGCUGUCCACACCCCAGUCUCUGUUCACAACCGGCAACCAGGGGGGCCACGAGGAACCCACCACCAAUUACGACUAUGAUUACAGCGCACCGUGCCAGAAAACCGACGUGAGGCAAAUCGCAGCCAGGCUCCUGCCUCCGCUCUACUCACUCGUGUUCAUUUCCGGCUUCGUGGGCAACCUGCUGGUCGUCCUCAUCCUCAUCAACUGCAAAAAGCUGAGGGGCAUGACUGACGUCUACCUGCUGAACCUGGCCAUCUCCGACCUGCUCUUCCUUUUCACCCUCCCCUUCUGGGCCCACUAUGCCGCCAACGGGUGGGUCUUCGGGGAUGGGAUGUGUAAGACGGUCACCGGGCUCUAUCACGUCGGGUACUUUGGCGGAAACUUCUUCAUCAUCCUCCUGACCGUCGAUAGGUACCUGGCUAUCGUCCACGCUGUGUUCGCUUUAAAGGCCAGGACGGUCACCUUUGGGGCGGUGACAAGCGCGGUCACCUGGGUGGCGGCCGUGGUCGCCUCUCUGCCGGGGUGCGUCUUUAACAAGUUGCAGUGGGAAGACUCUUUUUACUCCUGCCGCCCUUCUUUCCCACCAGGAUGGAAGACUUUCCACGCAGUCACGAGGAGCGUCUUGGGCCUGGUCCUGCCCCUGCUCGUCAUGAUCAUCUGCUACUCCGCGAUCCUCAGGACCCUGUUCCGGUGUCGGAACGAGAAGAAGAAGCACAGGGCCGUGAAGCUCAUUUUCGUGAUCAUGAUCAUUUACUUUCUCUUCUGGGCCCCCAACAACAUCGUCCUCCUGCUGAGCACCUUCCCGGAAUCCUUUAACGUGAGUGACUGCCAGAGCACCAGUCAGCUGGACCAAGCCACGCAGGUGACGGAGACCCUGGGAAUGACGCACUGUUGCAUCAACCCCAUCAUCUACGCCUUCGUCGGGGAGAAGUUCAGAAGGCAUCUCUCCGUGUUCUUCCGAAAGCACAUCGCCAAGCAUCUCUGCAAACAGUGCCCGGUCUUCUACGGGGAGACCGCGGAUCGAGUGAGUUCCACAUACACGCCUUCCACAGGCGAGCAGGAGGUGUCCGCGGGCUUGUAAACGAGUAACGGUUUGCCUCCGACCGUCAAGGGGGGGGGGGGGGGACGGAAAACUGCAUGUGAUAAAAGGCUCAGG
Messenger RNA from Leopardus geoffroyi (Geoffroy's cat), 2095 nucleotides. It is a transcript of the gene CCR2, whose product is annotated as C-C motif chemokine receptor 2. The record is from RefSeq and is a predicted model, not a curated record. Gene Ontology annotation, molecular function: chemokine (C-C motif) ligand 5 binding; C-C chemokine receptor activity. The transcript has 3 exons. Gene Ontology annotation, cellular component: cytoplasm; membrane. Lineage: Eukaryota; Metazoa; Chordata; Mammalia; Carnivora; Felidae. Bases 899 to 2020 code for a protein of 373 amino acids. Gene Ontology annotation, biological process: positive regulation of monocyte chemotaxis; immune response; G protein-coupled receptor signaling pathway.